AAUUAUUUGUCUAGACUGAUUAGUCACACUGGUGCUGUGGUUGGUCCAUGAAUGCACCGUAAACUGUACAUUACAGGUGUGGUCAGCACAUGACAGCUACACAGCAAAAACACUACCAGUGUCCUCAAGACUGAUUCUUUCUAUAGAAAAAUUAGGGUGGGUUAAACAUGACAGCUGGUCAAGACGUUUUACCUGCUCUACUGGAUUUUUGCAAUUAAAGCAAAACUUAAGCAAGUGGAAAUAAAAUUGUAUACACACCCUUGAUUUUAGCAGCUACUAAAAUUGAAUGGAAAUGCACACAAAUAAUGUAGCCAGGCUGUGUAUAAAUGUAUCCUAGCCAGGCUGACUGCAUGUGAAAACAGCUCACAGUGCAAACAGAAGACGAUGGAACCUGAUUGCAUGUGGAAUAUCUGUUAUUUCUUGUUAACGCUACAAGACUGAGCACUACUGCAUUCCUGCUGAGAGGCUUAGCCUUAGGGUCUGCACUGACAGGGCAGGCUUAUUGCAACCACUGCACCGAAGGAAGCAAAGCAGGCGAGCAACAACACGCCCCUUGUUGGAGAGGAACGCUUACAAAGUAGAGCACAGAGGUGUUUGCUGUGAAGUAUUUGCCAUGAGAUCAUGAUUUGCCCAUCGAGCUGAAAUAAGAACACAAAGAGCCUCGCCUUGAUUAUACUGAUCACAGAUUACAUUUUAACAAGUGUACUAGUAGACAACAGAUGAAUUAAUGCUUUUAUUAGGUACAAAGACUACAUGCAUAGCUACAGAGAGAGCGGUUUUGGCUUUAUUUUUGACUGAUUAAGACAAACUUCAGAGCAAAUGUUCUCCGAUGUUCCCCUGGCCUGAGAUCUACACUGACUUUUCCUUUACAGUGAGUGCAAAACCUCAGACAAGACUGAGAGACAAGAUACACUGUUGUAUGAUUACAUCAACUUCUGUCAGUGAAUUAUUGCUAUUCCUCUAUCAGUUAGCUGGAAAAUAUAGUUAAUGAUCAACUUCAAUCACUCGUGAAUGGUUUCAAAGAAGCAGUCACAAACAUGACACCCACCAGGAAGGUAAUAAAACCAUCGUGCCUAAUUCUACGGCUGAUGAAAAAUGUUGAUUCUGUGAAAAAAUUUUCAGUCAAUCCUCAAGCUAACCUAGACAUCAAAAAUUAAUUAAAUAUUACGUUGCAAUGAGCCAGAACUGUGUCAAGGAGAGGGGAGAGGGGGGACAGAGGAGGAGGAUGGGUGAGACCAGUGUGUAGGCGUGAACAUUGCAUGUGCACUGUCAGAGCAUCCUAACAAGCCAUCCUGCUGCUCAGCACCAGCCGACUGGAAAAAUAACUUCAUCAAGCGGUCACUGCAUUGAUCCUGGCACUGGUGAGUGAUUGUUUCAGUAUUUUCUGUUGCGCACAGAGUACAAAUACAGCAUAUAAUGGGUUAAGAAAUAUCACUAUUUUACUGUAGAAUGUAGAAACUUUAAAUGAAGAAGGUUCAUAAAGACUACCAUUAAUAUUCACUCUGUAUGUGAUUAUGACUGCAACCAACAAUUGCUUCUGUUAUUUUUUUCCAUUAAGGGAAUAGUUGUUGGUCUGCAAAAUGUCAGAAAAUGAUAAAAAAAAUAAAAAAGCUAAAAGUCACACCAUCAAAUGUUUUAUUUUGUGCACAAACCAAAGACAGUCAGUUUACUGUCAAAUACGAGUAAAGAUGCAAGAAAAUAUUCAACCUUUAGCAGUUGUAAUUAGACAGCUCAAGCUGAUUAAUAUAUUUACCAAAAGAGUUGUUCUAUAUGUUAGAUUUUCAUUGGCUUUUACAUUUAACUAACCAAAUAAAGGUACAAUAUGUAUCAUAAUGAGAUUCAGAGUCAAUGACAAAACUGCUGCAGAACUUGCAACUCUUGAUCAACCUCAGUUUAACACUUUCAUACUCUGUGCUGGUUAUAAUUUAACUACUAUGGAAUAGCGGUUACUACAACACCAAGACACACAAGUGAGACAACUCAUUAUUAUAUGUCAGGAAAGGAUGAAAGGUCUCAGCUAUAACUGCAAUUAUACAGAUUCAUCCAUAGAAUUUAAAAGGAUGGCAGAGAAAACUGACAGACCAGAAAUAAGAAAAAAAUAACCAUAAGUGUCUUUAAAAUAAUAUUACUGAUACUGACAACAUGUCACUUGAGAUGCUACAUAAAAGCAAACCAAAAGACACGGAACACUUCAGUGAGUAAAUUUAGCUAUUUUUAUACUCGCAACAGGAUUUAAAAAAAGAAUUAGUGAUAAAGCAACUAGUGUAAAUAUAUGUAUAUGAUGGUUCACUGGAUAUUUGCUUAUGUACUACAACCUUAGUUUAAUUAACGCCUCUGGCAAUCUCAGUGUAAGAUUAGCUUUACGAGCUUGACAAAAUAUGACUUCAAUGUGUAAAUAGUAUUAUAUGACGAGGUGCUUCUUUUGCCCCCACUCUGCAUUUACUAGAAACCAAAUGUUUGCUUGUUUUACGAGAGCAGGAAGUUGCACUUAAAUUUUCAUUGGCAGAAUUCACCUGUCUGUCUUCUACAUCAAACAUUAAUUUAUCUGUGUCAGUCACAGUAGCGUAUCUCUGAAGCAAAUUUACAGUCCAUAAAACAUCAAACAUAUUGAGUUAAUUAAGAUUUAUCUUGCCACAGGCUUGACUGCUGCAUGACAAGUGACCGAACAUGCUCCUUGGCUCACUUCAAACAAAUGUCCUCCACGAUGAGAACAGCAUGCUGCUUUAAAGUGGUGGAUAUUAUUUUGAGAUAUGGAGCAUUGGAAUAAGACUGACCUGACAGCCAAAACAAUCUCACCUUUGUCUAACUGUACUGUGGAUACCAGCUACCGCUUCACCUUCUACCAAGUGUCCUACAGUAUCAUCUUCCUGCUGGGGUUGGUCACCAACAGCUUGGCUCUACGCAGACUGUGUCUACCCUCCUGCACCAUGAACAGCACAGCCAUUUACAUGCUCAGUCUGUCAACUGCCGACUUAUUUUUUGUGAUCUCUUUGCCUCUGAGAAUCUACUACUACCACCAAAGGGCGCAAGCUUUGUCCUCCAGGACAGGAGACUGGUCUGGCUGGACUCAUGGGGUGGCUUUCUGCCAGAUCACUUUCAUCCUCAAAUACAUCAGCUUGUAUGGGGGCAUCUUCUUCCUGGUGUGUAUUGCUGUUGACCGUUACUUUGCUGUAGUGCACCCCUUGGCAUCAACACUCCACAGGCGGCGUGUUGCAUGGGUAGUAAGUGGGGUGAUCUGGUGCCUGGUGCUGGGCCUCAGCGUGGGUCUGCCUUUGCUGAAGUCACUAGCUGCUCGCCAAAACCAACCCUGUCUGCUGGACCCAUCCGUGCAACACCACCGCACCGUCAUCCUGGUAGCCCUGGGCGUAGUGCUGGGGUCAUUUCUGUUGCCCACUCUCAUCCUCCUUUACAGUUACUGCAGAGUGCUGCGUGUGCCUAACCAGCCUAGACACCACUGCCGCAGCCACCACCGCGGCCGUCAGCACACCCUCAGGGUUAUCUACUGGGUGCUGGGCGUCUUCCUGCUGUGCUUCCUCCCCUACCACAUCAACCUGCUGGGAUACACACUCACACACAUGGAGCUGCUGCCCCACUGUGGCCUGGCCAAGGUGACCAAGGCUGUGCACCCUGUGGUGCUCUCCCUCGCCAGUUUCAACUGCUGCCUCAACCCAAUUAUCUACUAUUUCUCCAGCAGCCUGGUGCACAGGAAUGGUCCCACUGGUGGAGGCAGCGGCAGCCACUGACACACAAUAGAAACGGGUAAUGUCACACAACUACUAGAAAGAACCGUUCAAUGAAUGUUAGCAUAUUUUAAGAGCACAAGACUGGUAAACAGUAAUACAACUGACUAUGCCAGGUCCACUCCCAUGACUGUGUGUUAAAAAAAAUCUGAAUUCUAGGAUGAAUUUUAACAGUUUGAAUAGUCUUUGUGUGUUCAUUUUAGCUCGACUCCUGAGCAGCAGUCUGGGGUUCAGUGUCAAGCAAUGAAAACUGUGCAUUUUCCUCAAUACAACGUCAAUGUGAUUGUGAAAUAUUUGCAUUUUUUAUAUGCAGUGGAUGUUGAAUUUAUGUGUUUUCUGCUUCUUUCACAAACAUGCUGAUUAAAAAUUAUGAAGCUGUUUAAUAUUGAUCUUAUAGGGUAUCUAUCAUAUUUUUGAACUGCAGUAAUAAGUAGCAUUUUUUUUAUUAUUCUACUGAGUUUUUUUUCUGUGUCUUUACAUUGUGUAUGAAUGAAUCUUAUGAAAAUG
Molecule: messenger RNA, 4247 nt
Organism: Acanthochromis polyacanthus (spiny chromis)
Lineage: Eukaryota; Metazoa; Chordata; Actinopteri; Pomacentridae
Product: lysophosphatidic acid receptor 6-like
Exons: 1
Coding region: 2751-3743 (330 amino acids)
Biological process (GO): behavioral response to pain; G protein-coupled receptor signaling pathway
Cellular component (GO): membrane
Molecular function (GO): G protein-coupled receptor activity
Source: RefSeq, a predicted model, not a curated record